Molecule: messenger RNA, 1980 nt
Organism: Pediculus humanus corporis (human body louse)
Lineage: Eukaryota; Metazoa; Arthropoda; Insecta; Psocodea; Pediculidae
Product: spire, putative
Exons: 12
Coding region: 1-1980 (659 amino acids)
Biological process (GO): establishment of meiotic spindle localization; actin filament network formation; intracellular transport
Cellular component (GO): cell cortex; cytoplasmic vesicle membrane
Molecular function (GO): actin binding
Source: RefSeq, a predicted model, not a curated record
AUGUUUUACUUCACAGAGAUGGUCAGGUACAUUCAAAUACGAUAUUCGCAAGGGGAGGAACUCAAGCUUCUCUUUUGUCUCGGUACCAUUAUAUGGAGAGCUCUUGAUUAUGGACUUCAAGAAUACGAAGAAAAAAAUCUUAGUCCGGAUCUCGAUCGAUUAAUUGAUCUAAUGACGUCUGCUGAGGAUGAAAAUCCGAAUAUCCAUCAAGAAACAGACGAUGAAGGAAUCGAAAGAGAUUCUGGUGAUAACGAUGAAGAUCCUAGUCUUUCCAUGCGAUUAGCAACUUUUGAUUUAGUCAUUAAACAUUGCAUGGAGAGAUUGGGUAAACCGACAUCACAACAAGCUGACGCACAUUAUAGAGCCGUUAUCAGAGCCCUUGUUGCAGAAGCAUUAGAAUUAUCAACUUUUCUGGAAAAGGUAUCUCAAGGCACGGAUGAACUUAAAACUAAGACUGAAACUACUUCGAAAGAAUUGGAUCAAUUGGAAUUUUCUGAUUGGGCCAGAUUAUGGGUGCAAGUGAUAAGGGAACUUAGGAAUGGGGUUAAAUUAAAAAAAGUUGAUUACAACAGGACUCCGAUUGAGUUUGAAUUAACUCCGUACGAAAUUUUAAUGGACGACAUAAGGUCCAGAAGGUAUAAAUUAAAUAAAAUAAUGGUCGAUGGUGACAUUCCUCACAAGGUUAAAAAAGAUGCUCAUGCAAUUAUAUUGGAAUUCAUAAGAUCGAGACCUCCGCUGAAAAAGGCUUCGGAAAGAAAGUUAAGACCCGCAAUUAGUCGUCCCUCAACUCCUCGGGAAAUGUUGUUGGAUUCAAUUAAACAGGGUCAAACACUUAGACCAUCAUUGAGUCCGAUUAAGAAAAAAGAAAACAAAAAUAAUAAUUCCUCGGAUGAAAAUCAAACGCAAAGAAGGCUCAUACACGUUGAUUUUUCCGUUCUUAAGGAUCACGUUGAAGAAGAGAAAAAAGGAUUAAGGGAAAAUCAUUCUUAUAUGAGGACAGGUAUCAUAACGCGAGACGAAUACCAUCGCUACUGUGACCAGGCACUGGAGUCUUACGAUUUGGCAACUCAGUGUCCGACGAGACGGGCAUCGGUUAAAAAAUACACAUCGGAUAAUUCGGAUCGUAUCGGGAAUAAUUCAUAUUCCAGACCACAUUCCAGACAGUCUGAUACGAACACGACAAAUUCGAUAUCACCGAGUUCGGAAGAAUUGGCCAAUCUCGGAUCUACAAUACCCGAAAUGUCUUGGUCUAGGACUUCGUUACAAGAAGAUCUCUUUCAAUCGAAAACGUGGGUUCAAGAAUGUCUUUCUUUGACUCUGGAAGAAAUUGUACACAUCAGGAGCGUGUUGACCAAAGCCGAAUUGGAAGCUCUUCCCGUUGAUGGUCACGUUAAAGAAGAUGUCGAAAAGCGAAAAGUUUGUUUUUUAUGUUUAAAAACGAGAUUUAGUAUUUUCGGUCCCUGGGGACAAAAAUGUAGGCUUUGUAAGAGAACGGUUUGCGGUAAAUGUUACUCAAAGAUGAGAAUUCCCACAGAGCAUUUUGCUCACGUACCAGUUGUAGCUUUAAGUCCUUCCCUAUUUAAUUCUUCUGACGAUGAUCCCGAUGGUCUAUUGAGAUCCGUUGGUUCGAGACUUUUAACUCCGGAGCCACGAAAUUCGGUCGGAAGCGCCCCUUCUAGUCCGCAUCUUACAAGGGGAGAAUCAGCAUCCGCUCCGGGUUCGAGAGUCGAAUCACGUGCCGGUGAUGGACCCCAAUCACUUCCGGCGGGUUCUCCAUCUCUUCCAUAUGAAAAAAGAGGGAAAAUGAUGAGAUCAAAAACUCUCGGUCGACCGGAUCCGGCAGCAGAAAAAUUAAAAGGAUUGGAAAUGAGUGUUUGUUACGAUUGUAAAGCCAUGGUCAUACAAAUAAUUAAAUCAUCUCGCACUAAUAGAACAAAUACAAUCAGAAAUUUCACUCUUAAUUUAUCACCCGUUUAUUAA